Labeo rohita (rohu) is the source of this 705-nucleotide messenger RNA. RefSeq names its product chemokine XC receptor 1-like. The transcript is spliced from 2 exons. Gene Ontology annotation, cellular component: membrane. Gene Ontology annotation, molecular function: G protein-coupled receptor activity. Gene Ontology annotation, biological process: phospholipase C-activating G protein-coupled receptor signaling pathway; positive regulation of Rho protein signal transduction. The record is from RefSeq and is a predicted model, not a curated record. NCBI's taxonomy places the organism in Eukaryota, Metazoa, Chordata, Actinopteri, Cypriniformes, Cyprinidae. The coding region runs from base 1 to 705 and encodes 234 amino acids.
AUGAAUAACUCUACAGUAAACUUCACCAUAUCUGAAACAUCUACAAACUCCACAACUCAAUCCAUUGGGAUACUGGACAGUCUGAACAUUUGUGUCUACAUCAUCACUUUCCUGUUUGGUCUUCCUACACACUCCUAUGUAACAUGGCUCAUCAUCAGAGGAACAGGAAGUAGAGUCACAUCAGAGUUCUUCAUCCUCAAUCUGUCUGUUUGUGAGAUUGGUAUCUGUCUGAAUAGUUUUGUACAUGCAAUGUUAUAUUGGUUAUCAAGUCACCCAACAUUGAAAUUUUUUUUUGUAGGACUUACGAUCACUGGUCGUCCUCUGUUUCAGUGUCUGAUGUGUGUUGAGCGUUACCUGGCAGUGGUUCAUCCUAUAACUUUUCUGAAGUUCAAACCCCUCAGAUAUAGAGCGAUCUGUUGCACUGUGGUCUGGAUAAUUUGUCUUGGCUCGUGUGUGGUCUGCACGUAUACUUUAGGUGAUCCGGUCAAGCAUUUAUAUGCAUGGUUCUUCACACUGCAGUUCCUUCUCUUCUUCUCCAUCCAGUUGUUUUGUCUUGUGGCUGUUCUCAGAGCUCUGAAGCAGUCAGGACCAGGAGAAAGAGUAAGAGAGAGAGAGGAUGAAAACCACAUGAAAAGAAGAGCGUUUCAUCUCAUUCUAAUAAUUACUGUGAGCAUGGCUAUUACAUAUGGCCCAUAUGGUCUGUGA